Messenger RNA from Insectozyma verbasci, 378 nucleotides. NCBI's taxonomy places the organism in Eukaryota, Fungi, Ascomycota, Pichiomycetes, Serinales, Debaryomycetaceae. The record is from the annotation of a GenBank genome assembly.
AUGUCCUCAGCUCUAUCUAAUAGAGUCAUGAAUAUGAAAUUCAUGCAAAAAGCAGAAGAUGUCAAAAUGAAUGAACAAAUAAAAGAAGAACAACAACAAUUGAAAGAUUUAUCAGAAUGGGUAUUACCAUAUCUGGAGAAAUUACUCAAAUUAUCCAGUUUAAAACCUAAAAUAGAGACGAUUGGAUAUGGUGGGAUAAUGAGUGAUAGAAAUUAUACUACAAAACGAUCAUGGGGUACAAGUAUAAAAGUUGAAGAUAUGGAUCAAGAACCAAUGGAGACCAAUGAUUUAUCAACUACAAAAGAUUUGAACACCUUAUGGAGGAAAAGAAAGUUGAACAACUCAAAUGAUUCAACCAAAAAGAAACGAAUGAUAUAA